AUGCACGAAAACGCCAUGGACGAUACCACACUCAAACAAUACCUGGCCGACGACCCGCCCACUGUGGUCCCUCUGACCAUCAAACCCCACUUCGAAGCCUUGAACGACAAGGAGAAGAAGUAUGCGCACUAUAUCAGUCGCGCGGCGUUUGCGGGCACGAGGAUCAAUCUGCGGCAGGUUAGCGGGGAGAGUGAGGCGAUUUAUGACUUUGUGGUGGAGUUGCAUAGGGGUUGUGAUGGCGACUGGAAGAAGCUACAGUCGGACGCUGGAAUUUCAGAGGAGGACCUGACACACUUGCUCAAUUACGCGGCACAAUUCCUGGGCAACACUGGCAACUAUAAGUCUUUCGGUGACUCCAAGUUCAUUCCCAGGAUCAAACCGGAGAGCGUCGCAGCACUGGCAAAGACGUCCAAGGCGGCAGAGCGUCACUACGAUGCCUUCAAGGACCUUCUGUACGAAUCGAAGAACACGGCGCCCAUGCAUCUCGGUUACCCAGAUAAGGGGCACAUCUCGACGUACUACCCAGACUCGCCCAGCAUUACUCAGGAGCAGAUUGAGUACAUCUCCGCUUUUCUGAAGGAGAAGAAGCUCAUGCCCGAGAACACGCGCUUGCGUCAGACAUCAUCCAGUGACUACGAGCUGUUGAUUGCAUCGGCCGUUACGGAUCCGGCUACUCGUGACAUCAAAGGCGACAACUUCGAAUUGGAUGGACCCCUGAAAGGCAAGAAGCUGCGUAUUGUCUACGGCGACCACCAGGCGGCGAUGUCGAAAAUUGCGCGGAACUUAGAAGAAGCCAAGAAGUACGCUCUCAAUAGCGAGGAAGAGGCCAUGCAAGCAGAGUACGUGAAGGCGUUCCAUGAUGGCUCCAUGAAUGCCCACAAGGACUCGCAACGGCACUGGAUCAGGGACAAAGGUCCGAUGGUCGAGAGUAACAUCGGCUUCAUUGAGACUUACCGCGAUCCGUCUGGUGAGCGUGGUGAGUGGGAGGGUUUCGCCGCCAUGGUGAACAAGGAGAGGACGAAGGCUUUCGGCAAGCUUGUCGAGGCGGCACCGAAGCAGAUUCCGAAGCUGCCUUGGCCCAAGGACUUCGAGAAGGAUAGAUUCCUGGCUCCGGAUUUCACCUCGCUGGAAGUCCUGUCGUUUGCUGGGAGUGGCAUACCGGCAGGCAUCAACAUUCCCAACUACGAUGAUGUGCGACAAAACGAAGGCUUCAAGAACGUAUCACUCGGCAAUGUGCUGAGCGCAGCGUCACCAAACGAGCCCACGCCUUUCAUCCGAGAAGAAGAUCAAGCAGUGUACGACAAGUACAAGGACGAAGCUUUCGAAGUCCAAGUUGGGCUUCACGAGCUGCUCGGUCAUGGCUGCGGCAAGCUGUUGCAGGAGACGGAGCCUGGAAAAUACAAUUUUGACAUUGAGAAUCCUCCCAUCAACCCUGUGACUGGCAAGAAGGUCGCGAGCUACUACAAGCCUGGCGAGACUUGGGGCAGUGUGUUCGGCGGCAUGGGACCGUCGUACGAGGAGUGUCGAGCUGAGUGCGUUGCCAUGUCGCUGUGUCCGGACUACGGCAUUCUUCAGAUAUUCGGCAUUGGGGAUGGCAAAGAGGACAUCAAUGGAGAGGCCGGAGACGUACUCUUCGUCUGCUACUUGCAGAUGGCAAGGGCCGGGAUCGCUGCGCUCCAGUUCUGGGAUCCCAACUCGCGCAAAUGGGGACAACCACACAUGAUGGCUCGCUUCGCCAUCCUCCAAUCCUUCCUAUCAGCCGGCCCAGAGUUCUGCAAGCUCGUCUCUAGCAAAGACGACCUCUCCGACCUUAAGAUCCACCUCGACAGGACGAAGAUUCAAUCGCACGGCCGACCGGCUGUGAACGACUUCUUGCAGAAGCUGCACGUCUCCAAGUCGACAGCGGAUCUCAAGGCCGGCACUGAUCUGUACAUGAAGAUGACCAACGUGGACGAGUGGUAUGCGAACAAGGUGAGGCCGGAGGUGAUUCGACAGGCGAAGCCGAGGAAGGUGUUUGUGCAGGCCAAUACGGUCUUGGAGGGGGAUAAGGUGGUGUUGAAGGAGUAUGAGGCUACGCCGGCGGGGAUGAUUCAGAGUUUUGUUGAUCGGGAUUACAUUUGA
Molecule: messenger RNA, 2121 nt
Organism: Saxophila tyrrhenica
Lineage: Eukaryota; Fungi; Ascomycota; Dothideomycetes; Mycosphaerellales; Extremaceae
Exons: 4
Coding region: 1-2121 (706 amino acids)
Biological process (GO): proteolysis
Cellular component (GO): cytoplasm
Molecular function (GO): dipeptidyl-peptidase activity; metalloexopeptidase activity
Source: RefSeq, a predicted model, not a curated record